Messenger RNA from Wyeomyia smithii (pitcher-plant mosquito), 1743 nucleotides. RefSeq names its product methionine aminopeptidase 2 (gene und). The record is from RefSeq and is a predicted model, not a curated record. Gene Ontology annotation, biological process: proteolysis. NCBI's taxonomy places the organism in Eukaryota, Metazoa, Arthropoda, Insecta, Diptera, Culicidae. Bases 42 to 1502 code for a protein of 486 amino acids. The transcript is spliced from 3 exons. Gene Ontology annotation, molecular function: metalloaminopeptidase activity.
AGAAACAUAAAAAAUUGCGAAAGUGCAUUGCUUAGCGAAAAAUGGCGGCUGUUGAAACAAAACCCAUAGUGUCUAAGGAAAAUUUGGCCAACAACGACAAAAAAGAUGAUUUAGAAGAUGAAACUGUAGACGAAAAUGUGCCCGAGGAUAAAAAGAAGAAAAAGAAACCUAAAAGGCCAAAAAAAUCUGCUGCUGAAAAAGCGGAAGCUGCCGCACUGAGAGAAGCACUUGCAGAAAAACAAGCAGUUGAAAAGGCAGAAAAAGCUGCAGCUAAGGAAGCUGAAAAGCAAAAGAAACAGGAAGCUGCUGUCGCUGAGGAAGAAGACGACGACGACGAAGGGGGUGCAGACGAUGGCAAAAAGAAGAAAAAGAAACGCAAUAAGAAAAAAACGGGGACUGCUGGAGGCAAACUUGUGGCUCCGACUGUCCCAAUAACAGAACAAUUCAAAAAUUCUAAGUAUCCUGAAGGUGAAAUCAUGCAAUACCCGGACGCGACCACCGCCAAGGACCGUUUUACGAGCGAGGAAAAACGAGCCCUUGACCGAAUGCAUUUGGAUAUCUACAACGAACUGAGGCUGGCUGCUGAAGCGCAUCGACAGACGCGACAAUACAUGCAAAAGUGGAUUAAGCCUGGCAUGACGAUGAUCGAAAUUUGCGAAGAACUGGAAUCUACCGCUCGGAGGUUAAUAGGGGAGAAAGGACUUGAAGCAGGUUUAGCUUUUCCCACCGGGUGCUCUAGAAAUCAUUGUGCCGCUCACUAUACACCAAAUGCCGGGGAUCCAACUGUGCUGGAGUUUGACGACGUAACCAAGAUCGAUUUCGGUACUCAUAUCAAGGGUCGUAUAAUAGAUUGCGCUUUCACGCUAUCGUUCAAUUCAAAAUACGAUAAGUUGCUCGAAGCUGUUAAGGAUGCCACAAAUACUGGAAUACGGGAGGCUGGUAUUGAUGUGAGGUUAUGCGAUAUUGGAGCUGCUAUUCAGGAGGUGAUGGAAUCGUACGAAGUGGAACUCGACGGCAAAACGUAUCAAGUAAAAAGUAUUCGCAAUUUGAAUGGUCAUUCUAUAAGUCCGUAUCGCAUUCAUUCGGGAAAAACUGUACCCAUUGUAAAGGGCGGCGAAACGACCCGCAUGGAAGAGAACGAAUUUUACGCCAUUGAAACUUUCGGCUCGACUGGACGUGGAAUGGUGCAUGACGACAUGGAUUGCUCUCAUUACAUGAAAAAUUUCGAUGCUCCAUUUGUGCCACUGCGUUUACAGUCGUCCAAACAACUGCUGGGAUUAAUUAACAAAAACUUCGGUACAUUGGCCUUCUGCAAGCGGUGGUUGGAUCGCGCUGGUGCUACCAAGUAUCAGAUGGCAUUGAAGGAUCUAUGCGAUAAAGGAGUGGUUGAAGCCUAUCCUCCGCUAUGCGAUGUUAAGGGUUGCUAUACGGCGCAAUAUGAGCACACGAUCAUGCUACGUCCCACCUGCAAAGAAGUCGUAUCCCGUGGCGAAGAUUACUGAGCAUGAGAACCGUUUGCGUGGAUCCCGGUACACCAGUUAUAAGAUCAUGUCGGUUAUCAGAUGAAAUUGAAGCGAGUUCGCUAAGUCAAGCAGUCCAGCAGAACUGGAAGGAUUGUUUCGUUUUCCUUUUGAAAGCAUCAUGCCCAUCUUAAUCGUUCAGUUAUAUUUUGAAAAGAACUCGAUGAAUUGAAAAUAUUACCAGUGUAUGCGUUAGUAAAAAACAGUGCUGUUAUGGUUCGAA